GCGAUCGGGAAGAAAAUCAUGACUCGGAAAGUUCUGACGGACCUCCGAACGAAAGUAACUUCCAUGCGGGAUGAGCUGAUCGCCAAAGAAACCGCACGGCUGAAGGAAGAGAACGAGGCGCUCGCCUCGGAAUGUGAGCACUACCGGCAGCAGCUCAUCAAAGCGGAAAUCAGCAACGGGAAACCGCAGUAUUCUGUGCCAUCGGUUCGAUGUUCGGCGGGCGAUUCCGCAACUGCGCCUCCUGCGCCGAAAGUUGUCCCGACCACGAAAGCCGAGACCCAGCAAUCUUCGGACGGGCCCCAAGUCCAACCUAAACGGGAAAAAGAAAAGAGUGCCAAGAAAGUGAAAGAUGCACCGAAGAACGACGCCCCCAAAGCCGAGGAGCCCGUUUGCGUCUCCCAAUUAGACUUGCGAGUCGGUCUCAUCACGAAUGUGGAGAGACAUCCGGACGCUGAUGCGCUCUACCUCGAGCAGAUCGAUGUCGGCGAAGCGAAGCCGCGAACCGUCAUCUCUGGCCUGGUGAAGUUUGUCCCCAUCGAGGCGAUGCGAGAUCGUAUGGUCGUCGUUAUGUGCAAUCUCAAACCUGCGAAGAUGCGUGGAGUCCUCUCCGAGGGGAUGGUGAUGUGCGCUUCUACCCCGGACAAAGUCGAGCCAAUCAGACCGCCGAAAAACGCGGUGCCUGGGGACAGGGUCACUUGGACGGGUCGACCGGAGGCGGAUUACCCGAAUCCCGAAGGCGUUCUCAAUCCCAAGAAGAAGAUCUGGGAACGCAUCGCACCUGAUCUCAAGUUGAACGGGAACGGUGAAACCGUGUGGAUGUCGAAACAGCUCGAAGUUCGCGGGAAGGGCUACCUCGUGGCUGAUUCCCUCAAAGACGCACAAGUGCGGUGAAACGCGAAGCCUCGAUGUUUCUUCACUCGAAUAAACGUGGAUAGUAUCGGGAAUCCUUCCUCCCGAUCCCCGUA
Galendromus occidentalis (western predatory mite) is the source of this 965-nucleotide messenger RNA. It is a transcript of the gene AIMP1, whose product is annotated as aaRS-interacting multifunctional protein 1. The coding region runs from base 19 to 891 and encodes 290 amino acids. The record is from RefSeq and is a predicted model, not a curated record. The transcript is spliced from 5 exons. NCBI's taxonomy places the organism in Eukaryota, Metazoa, Arthropoda, Arachnida, Mesostigmata, Phytoseiidae. Gene Ontology annotation, molecular function: tRNA binding.